GGUGAGAGAACGGUCAUUGCAUGCUGAUGGCUGAACUAAUCUCAAGCCAUUGUGGGGUUGAUUAGGGAACUAGGACAAACUGUUCUGAUCUUGCUGCUCACUCUUGACUUGACUGUCGAGAGACACUCUGCACAAGGCAGCCCUUCCUCUGCCGAGGAAAGGGAAAGGCUGGGCUGCAAUGGAUCUCCUGGGGACCACCACUAUCUUCUUGGUGGUCUCCCUGGUCCUCCUUUUGGCCUGGAGGAAAGUGGAGGGCAAGAGGAAAAACCUGCCCCCGGGUCCAAUGCCUCUUCCGUUCAUUGGGAACCUCCUGCAGCUGAAGACCAAAAACAUAGCAGAACAGAUGAAGAAGGUGUCAUCAUGUCCAAACGGCGAGCGCUGGGUCCAGAUCCGGCCUUCUCCCUCAUGACCAUGAGGAACUUUGGGAUGGGAAAGAAAAAGCAUUAGGAACGGAUUCAAGAAGAGGCAGAGUACCUGGUGAAG
This is a messenger RNA of Sceloporus undulatus (fence lizard), 483 nucleotides long. RefSeq names its product cytochrome P450 2C23-like. The transcript is spliced from 2 exons. The record is from RefSeq and is a predicted model, not a curated record. Lineage: Eukaryota; Metazoa; Chordata; Lepidosauria; Squamata; Phrynosomatidae. Gene Ontology annotation, molecular function: oxidoreductase activity, acting on paired donors, with incorporation or reduction of molecular oxygen; heme binding; iron ion binding. Bases 179 to 409 code for a protein of 76 amino acids.